AUGGUACAUUGGGGUGGAUUUGCAUGUUGCCUAGGCGCCGCUGCUCUCUAUCUUCUCAGCCAGAGAACAGGCAGGGAUGCUGAGAUUCUCAAAUCAGUCACUAGGGUUUGCCAGCUCGAUUAUUUGGCGGAAUUGCUAGAAGCAGAGAGGCCUUUGAUCGUCGGAGUAUGGGGAAGAGUUGGGUCUGAGACACCUAUCAAGAGUGAGCAUAGUGGUAUACUCGGUGUUAUUGUCGAGGAAGAGGCAGAACACCAUUUUUUGAAACGUAAUUGGAUGUUUUCAUGGGUUCAAGAUUGUUCAUUGAUGCAGCCGAUGAGUAAACAAGUCCCUUGGUAUCUGGACGAUGGAACAGGUCGUGUGAAUGUAGCGGGAACUCAAGGUGCAAUAGGCUUCACGUUGACGGUUGGAAGCGAAGUAUUCGAAAAGCCAGAGCCGUCUUCGCUUGUACGAGGAACAUUAGAUUAUCUCCGAGGCCUCAAGAUGCUUGGAGUAAGACGCAUCGAGCGUGUUCUUCCAAUUGGUACACCACUUACCGUUGUUGGUGAGGCUGUCAAGGAUGGCAUUGGAGAUGUCAGGAUUCGAAAACCCGAGAGAGGGCCUUUCUACAUCUCUCCAAUACCGCUCGAGCAGCUCAUCUCUAACUUGGGAAAGUGGUCAAGGAGGUUCAAGUAUGCUGCCAUAGGUUUAACUAUUCUCGGGGUGAUUCUGAUAUCAAAGCCUGUGAUUAAAUAUAUUCUAGGAAGAAUUGAAUAUAUCAUAGAGAGAACUGAAUAUACUCUAGAGACAAGGCGGCGGCGACUGUUACAGAAAAAAGUUGUUGAUGCAGCUGCUAAAAGAGCGGAAACAGUAUCUAGAGAACUGGAAAGGCUACAUGGGAACAGCUCAGAUGUUACAAGCAGAGAUGGCGAUGCACCUGAUCUCUGUGUGAUCUGCUUUGAUCAGAAGUGUAACGCUGCUUUUGUGUGGUCAUAUGUGCUGCUGCAUAACAUGCUCCAUGAAGUUGCAGGGGAAGUCUUGUCCUCUUUGCCGGAGACCAAUAGAUCAUGUUUUGAAGAUCUACCGCCAUUGAAGACAAAACUCAGCUUGCACAUUUGGACUAAACCUUCCGAUCUACUAAACCCAAUUCACCAGCAAACAAUCCUUGAGUCUCUCGUAUGCGCAGCCGCUCUUUAUCUUCUCAGCCGGAGAACUGGCAGAGAUCCUGAGAUUCUCAAAUCAGUCACUAGGGUUUACCACCUCAAGGAUUUGGCGAAAUUGCUAGAAGCAAAGAGGCCUUCGAUCAUCGGAGUAUCUGGAAGAGUUGGCUCUGAGACACCUAUCAAGAGUGACCGUAGUGGUAUACUUGGUGUUAUUGUAGAGGAAACGGAGGAUGGGACAGGUCGCGUGAAUGUAGCGGGAGCUCAAGGUGCAACAGGCUUCGCGUUGACGGUCAGAAAUGAAGUACUCGAAAAGCCAGAGCCGGCUUCGCUUGUCCUAGGAACAUUAGAUUAUCUCCGAGGCUUUAAGAUGCUUGGAGUAAGACGCAUUGAGCAUGUUCUCCCACUCGGUACACAGCUUACCGUUGUUGGUAAGGCUGUUAAGGAUGGUAUUGGGGAUGUGAGGAUUCAAAAAACCGAGCAAGGCCCUUUCUACGUCUCACCUGUGCCGCUCAUCACUAGCUCAGUAAAGUGGUCAAGGAGGUUCAAGCAUGCCUCCAUGGGUUUAACUCUUCUUGGUCUGUUUCUGAUCUCAAAGACUGCGAUUGAAUAUUUUCUUGAUGCUUAUGCUAAGAGAGAAGAACGAGUGACUCAAGGUUUGGAGUUUGCAGUUAACAUAAUGUCUCUCUCACCAGGAUUGAAAAGGAAACAUGAGACCAGCUCAGAUGGUUCAGACACAGAUGGUGAUGCACCUGAUCUUUGUGUGAUCUGCCUCGAGCGCAAGUAUAACGCCGCUUUUGUUCAGGGAAGUCUUGUCCGCUUUGCCGGACACAAAUUGAUCAUGUUUAGAAGAUCUACCGCCAUUGAAGACAAAUCUCAGCUACAUCCAUUGGAAGUCAUUGGACUAAACCUUCCGGUCUGCUAA
This is a messenger RNA of Arabis nemorensis, 2061 nucleotides long. Lineage: Eukaryota; Viridiplantae; Streptophyta; Magnoliopsida; Brassicales; Brassicaceae. The record is from the annotation of a GenBank genome assembly.